GUCGCCUUCACCAAGACGCAUAAAGAUGACCGAGCGAAGCAGUUUACGUGGGAAGGCACGCUCAACGACGCUGAAGACGAGCUCAGAGGAACGUAUUGCUAUGGCCGGCCCGUCGACGAUAGCACUACUUUCCCGGUAAUCAAGUCCGGCGAGGGUAUGGGAUCGUUCAAGUUGAACAAACGCCCGCUCUAUUACCAUCUGUACCGCCCUCCGGACGCAGCAUUCGACUACAACAAAGCGCGAGCGCUUUGGCGGUAUGCCUUAGACUCGGUCCUGCACGCUGUGCGGACCCAAGGGCGCAAGCUCUCAUGGGAUUUUCUCAAGGACCGCCGACAUCGACGAGCCGAAUACGUCGAGCGAUUCAUGCAGCUUGACGAGUUCAACGGAAACUGGAAGGAUCUGACGGUCCGCGAUUGGAUUGACGGGGGUGAAGCAAUGGGGAUGUUGAAGAUUGAGAUGACCGCGACAGCGGCAGAUAUCGCCUUCUAUCGAUCAUUGGCCAGGUGCAUCAUGCUCAGAGAAGUCAUCCACGCCGGUGUAACAUGCUUUGUAUGCCGGCGCCGCGAGGGAUUCCCGGCCACACGUGCGACCUGUUUGGAAUGCUCUUCGGCGAGCAAUGGUAUAGACGGGGACACGCUUGACUUCUGCGCCGAGCACAUGGUGUGCGACUCCGCGUAUGGAGACGACGAGAACGCCCACAAACCGUCGCAUCGGAUAGUGCAGGUCCGUAAGUCUAUUCCUCAACGACUCAUCCAUGGGGUCGUCAGCAAAGCGCAAGACCAAGUACAGCUCAUGGAUUCGUUCCCAACACAUACCGACGAGAACGACAACUGUGUCAUGCACCCGAGAUGCAUCAGGUGCAACAAAAUCCCGGAACAGCCCUACUGGUAUUGUUUGGAAUGCAAUGGGAGCACAUACAUGUGUAUGUCCUGCAACGUCAAAGACGAGAAAGAACGCCUGUCUCGCUUUGCCAGUCGAGAGGACUAUUGCUCUGCUGCAGCUAACACUAUGCAAGGCCACAAGUGGACGCAUUCCAUGAUCCUGUACCAAGUCGUACCCGAGAUGGAGGAGCCGCUCUCCGUAGAAGAUCGGUUAUCGAGUAUGGAGGAGAACAUUCGAAAUCUUGAGGACUCAAUUCGUUCUCGCGAAGACGAGUUCAGCGAGCAGCUUCAGCGCCUGGAAGGGAUGCUGACGCAGCUCGUGUCGAUGCUGGCGGAAAAGCGUGCCGGUUAGUAAUUUAAGGGAGUGUUCGGAAGAGGCUGCAAUGGUAUAAUUGAACGUUGUAUCAACCUCUUUCUCUGAGCAUUUCUGCUAUUAUUC
Phanerochaete carnosa HHB-10118-sp is the source of this 1320-nucleotide messenger RNA. RefSeq lists its product as uncharacterized. Bases 157 to 1233 code for a protein of 358 amino acids. NCBI's taxonomy places the organism in Eukaryota, Fungi, Basidiomycota, Agaricomycetes, Polyporales, Phanerochaetaceae. The record is from RefSeq and is a predicted model, not a curated record. The transcript is spliced from 5 exons.